AUGAUGCCUUCGUCGUCGAAACCACUUACAAGUCGGAAAUCCCUGAGGGGAUUGAGCAUGUUCGCCAAGGACGGAACUUUCAGCAAUCCAACCACACCGACAACUCCAGGAGCACCGGGACCACUAGGGACACCAGGGACGCCAGAGACCCGGGCGCCAAACAGACGCGGUACUCCAACUCGUAACGACCGUAACGGCCGUGACCGUACCGAACGUGACACCGGACGAAACGGGACAUCAAGAAGACCGGGGACUCCUUCCACUUCCGGGUCGGGGCUCUUGAAAGUGAUGGAAGGGACGGGCGCCGCCGAUGUGGGCCCCGCAGCGUCGGUACCCGCCAGAGAUGCCGUCCGAACAGAAAGAACCGCCGACACGGUACGACGCGCUUCCUCCGCAAGAACGACCCAGCGAACCAGAGAGCCUUCUCAAUUGGGUGCUCAGAUUUCCCGUCCUCCCUCUCGCAUGCCCUCCAUCCCCGGGCCAUCUCGACAACUACCCAACCAACCUGUGACGCCAUCUCUACUCAACCCGACUGUUUACACGCCUCCCACCAGAGAACAACGAGCUGCUGCAGCUGCGUCGCGAGGUGGCCGCAAUACCUCGACCUCUUCUGCUCCCGGGACCAGUCACCACCUUACCUCCUCGGUCAGCUUCCCUGCACAGGGACAGCCAUCCCGUCCAAUGCACCGAAGCAGACCCUCGGCGCCCGAAAACGGCCAACGGCCAAAUGCCUGGGAGGACUCAACUGUUGCGUCCAACAUGUUUGGCGACCAAGAAAGCAGGGAUGGAAGGUCAGAAAGUAAUCACGAGCGCCAGAUAAACGGAGCACACCACCCCCAGCUCGUGCGGGGCCGUCACUACAGCGACACUGCAUUCCCUCGCUCGAACAACACCCAGCCACAGCAUCCAGCUGUCACCCAACAACAACCCAAGUCUGCACGACCAACCCCCGACCACGAUGAGAACCUACCAUUUGUUAUUGGCGAAGGCGGUAUCCUUACCGUUCUCGAGGUCCCAAGAAACCGCAAUGAUCCCGAUGCUGUCGCGCUGAACAAGACCAUUGAAGCUAUCACCAAGGAGCGGGAGCCAACCAUCAAGAUCGAGGACGAAUAUGAAGGCGAUCGCGCAGCAUUCAACUCGACACCCACCAAACAACUUGGUGCCUUCCAGCGAACACGACUUCCUCACCGCGACCCAAGAAAAGGGGGAUCAGUAAGAGGUGGUCAGGGCGGAUACACAUCAGAUGUGCAAUCCCCGGGGAUGUCCUCGGAUACCGGCGCAGACCUGGAAAAGAGCCGGAUCGAACAACGACUACGCCGUGAGCGUGAACAUGAGCGUCUGCGUGAGCAAGAAAGGGAGAAGGAACGGAUUCGGAAGGAGGCCAACCGACGCGAGCGUGAACGCAAGCGCCAGCAUGAAAUCCAACAUCAGCGCAGCACCGUCUUUGACGACCUGACCCCUGUUGAAUCUGAAGUACCACCGUUGCCCACGCCCAACUUCAACAACACUCAAGCCGCUGUUGUCCCUAGCAGCAGCGGCGGUUUCGACCCUGAUAUGUCCUCGCCUGGCAACGUCACGCCUAAAGCGUCCGGCUCUCGCCAUCUUCACCCGUCACAGAUACCGAAGCAGCAGCCUCUACCUCCUCAACUCAAAGACGCCUCGAUUGCUCUGGCGCGAACCACCAGCCGCCGCGCAAAGGAAAAGGAGGUCCAAAAACCGCAGCAACAACAUCAACAACAGAAACAACAAAACCCUUGCACCUCUCCACUACCAAUCCUAGAACAGGCCAAAAAGCGCCGUCUUUCCACUCUCGACUACGAUGACGCCCAACUCUACAAAAUGCCCUAUACCACUCUCCUCACUCAGUCCUUCGACGAAGACCCGCAAGAAGAAGCUGAAAAGCAGCAAGCUCAAGCCACCACAAAGCUCCAGCAAGAUGACCGUCCUCCAGCAGACGCAUCUCUCGAAGACAAACUCCAACACUACAAGACCAAACCUACUGCCCAACAAGCCGAGUUCUUUACGCACAUGAAGAUUGACGAGUGGGAUGAUGCAGGUGACUGGUUCCUGGAUCAGUUCACAUCUGUGGCGAAGAGGAUCAAGGACGCAAGAAGGGCGAAGAGGAAGAUGGUGGAGAAUUUCGAGGUGGAGGUCGCCGAGAGGGAGGGAGCAGUUAGAGGCAAGAUUGAGAAGAUUGGACGAACGCUGGAGAACCUGAAAGAGGAGGGGAAGACGAUGAUGCAGGGGAAGGAGAUGGAUUUGGAGGAUUAG
Molecule: messenger RNA, 2271 nt
Organism: Sordaria macrospora k-hell
Lineage: Eukaryota; Fungi; Ascomycota; Sordariomycetes; Sordariales; Sordariaceae
Biological process (GO): nucleolar large rRNA transcription by RNA polymerase I
Cellular component (GO): RNA polymerase I core factor complex
Molecular function (GO): TBP-class protein binding; RNA polymerase I core promoter sequence-specific DNA binding
Source: RefSeq, a predicted model, not a curated record